UAUGUUCUAUCCUGCUGCGGAGCCCAUGGAAGAGCCCAGGGCCGCCUGCGUCGGCUUCAGGCAGGACUUCUGGUACCAUGUCGGCUUCUGGGCCCGACGGAAGGAUGCCACUGACGACAAUGAACAAAAGUACUUCUUCGCCGAGCUGCGGUUCGAGCGCCGGUCUAGACGGCUGGUGGUCGAGACAUGCACUCUCUUAGAAAAGCCGAUGUGCCGCUUCAAGAGUAGGUGCGCGUUCUGCCCGGAUAGAUUCCAGAUCCUGCACCCGAGUGAUGCUGAAGAGUUUACUUGUGGGAAGAAGAGGCACAAAAGGAAGUUCUUCAGGGAGAGAAAUAUGCUCGGAAGGCCUUUCAUGCUUAGAUAAACACGCUAAACUUAGCUAAGCACUGUUUUGUCACCUUG
Triticum aestivum (bread wheat) is the source of this 402-nucleotide messenger RNA. RefSeq lists its product as uncharacterized. The record is from RefSeq and is a predicted model, not a curated record. Lineage: Eukaryota; Viridiplantae; Streptophyta; Magnoliopsida; Poales; Poaceae. The transcript is spliced from 2 exons. The coding region runs from base 2 to 364 and encodes 120 amino acids.